This is a messenger RNA of Chenopodium quinoa (quinoa), 567 nucleotides long. RefSeq lists its product as uncharacterized. The transcript has a single exon. The record is from RefSeq and is a predicted model, not a curated record. NCBI's taxonomy places the organism in Eukaryota, Viridiplantae, Streptophyta, Magnoliopsida, Caryophyllales, Amaranthaceae. The coding region runs from base 1 to 567 and encodes 188 amino acids.
AUGUAUGUCAUUCAUGAGGUCUAUGACUGGUUACAUGGUUUUGGUCAGGAAGUUGAUUGGAAAUCCUGGGUUUGGAAUCAGUUCAAUUCUCCUAAGCACAUGUUCAUUUCAUGGCUUGCAAUUCACAAUAAGCUCAAAACAAGGGACAGAUUGGAAAGAUUUGGCAUCUGUAAUGACAACAGGUGUCUGCUGUGUGGUGAUGCUAUUGUGAACAGGAAUCACCUGUUCUUUGAGUGCAAUUAUAGCAAGAGGUGUGUUGCCUUGAUUGCUGAUUGGUUAAAGAUUAGAGACACUUCUUACAGCAUUGAGGAAAUUUGGAAGCAGUGGUGCAAGCAUCUCAAAGAACCUAUUUACAGGAAAGUUGGAAUGGCUGCUUUAUCAGCUAUUGUGUAUCAUAUCUGGUUUGCCAGGAACCAUGUCCUUUGGCAGAAAGCUGUGUUUCUUCCUAAAAUUUUGUGUAAAGUGAUCUGUAUAGAAACAGUAGAUAGGUGUAGGCAUCUUGUUAAUUGUAAAUGGGAUAGGAAUCAUUGUAAAUGGCUUUUUAGCCUUAGAGCUAGUGUGCCUUAA